AUGGCAUUCAAAAUAAAUUGCUAUUGCUUCAUUGCCCUGACUAUUGUUGCUGUUGUUGUAAAUGCAGCUGAAGAAAAGAACGAUGAAUAUGACGCCUACCCCAGCUACAGCUUCAAUUAUGAUGUGCAGGACGCGCUAACUGGCGACAUUAAGUCCCAAUCGGAGCAGCGCGAUGGUGAUGUGGUCAGAGGACAAUACUCGCUUCAAGAGGCUGAUGGCUAUCAACGCACUGUCGAGUAUACCGCUGAUGCUGUGAACGGUUUCAAGGCCACUGUACGUCGCGAACUGCUGAGCGAGCCUGCCAAGCUCUUGGCUCCAGUGCCGUCAGCACCGCAGAUUUUGCCACAACCCAAAAUUGAGAAUGCUCAGCCACAACCCGCCAGCCCUGUCAGUUUACCUAAUCUACCAGUUCCAAUUGCUCCGAAGUAUGAACAGUUGACACAGAAAUCCUACGUUACACCAGUUGUAUCGCCUACUUACUACCGCGCAUAUGCUGCACCAACUUUGCUUCAUCACGCUCCAGCCACCCACGCCGUCAUACACCACGCUCCAGCUGCCGCUGUGCAUUUGUCGCCAGCCACUCAUUUUGUCCAUGCGGCCCCAGCUGCUGCCACCUUGCUGAAGACUUCGCCGGCUGUCAUUACGCAUCACGCCAUUCAUACAGAAGCUCAUCCAGCCGUGGUCAAGACAUCUUUCACAGCUCCGCAUGUUUCUUAUGUUUACUAA
This is a messenger RNA of Bactrocera tryoni, 726 nucleotides long. RefSeq names its product pupal cuticle protein Edg-84A-like. Bases 1 to 726 code for a protein of 241 amino acids. Gene Ontology annotation, cellular component: extracellular matrix. The transcript has a single exon. The record is from RefSeq and is a predicted model, not a curated record. NCBI's taxonomy places the organism in Eukaryota, Metazoa, Arthropoda, Insecta, Diptera, Tephritidae.